This is a messenger RNA of Daucus carota subsp. sativus, 997 nucleotides long. RefSeq names its product NDR1/HIN1-like protein 1. The record is from RefSeq and is a predicted model, not a curated record. Gene Ontology annotation, cellular component: plasmodesma; plasma membrane. Bases 175 to 801 code for a protein of 208 amino acids. Gene Ontology annotation, biological process: defense response to other organism. Lineage: Eukaryota; Viridiplantae; Streptophyta; Magnoliopsida; Apiales; Apiaceae. The transcript has a single exon.
CACAAGUCAGUAAUCAUUUCCAACCAGUAUCCUUAACCUCUGACAACAUUCUUAUUAGAUUUUUAAUCACAUGAAACUCCUCUAUAUAACUAACUACGCACUCCUCACAUCCUGCACUCUCACCAGUACGUAGAAUAUCCCCUGCCACAAAACAGACAACCACCAAGUACCACCAUGGCAUCAUACUACGAAAACAAACGAAGAAAGAAAAUCCUCAAACGCGUGCUCUUCGGAACCCUAAUCUUCCUCUUCGUCGUAGGCCUCGCAGUUCUCAUCACAUGGGCCAUUCUCCAACCCAAAAAGCCCCGUUUCAUCCUCCAAGACGCCUCCCUCUACGCCUUCAACGUCACCGCCAAUCCCACUCUCCUCACCACCAACUUCCAGCUCACAAUCUCGUCUCGGAACCCUAAUAGUAAAAUCGGCAUUUACUACGAUAAGCUCCAUGUUUUCGCUGCAUACCGGAGCCAACAAAUCACGUACUACACCACCCUACCGUCGAAUUAUCAGGACCACAAGGAAGUCAAGGUGUGGUCGCCGUUUGUUUACGGGACUAACGUGCCUGUGGCGCCAUAUAACGGGCUUGCGCUGGGUCAGGACCAGGCUAACGGAGCUAUAUGGAUGAUGAUCAAGAUAAAUGGACGGGUGAGAUGGAGAGUUGGGUCUAUUACUACGGGGAGUUAUAAUAUUCAUGUUACUUGCCCUGCUUACAUUCCGUUUGGUAAUAAUAACGCCGGUACUGUUGUUACCGUGGGUGGGGUUAUCAAGUAUCAGUUAUCGGUGAGUUGUGAAGUUAGUGUGUGAUACAUAUCAAGUCAACGCCGUCAAGUCUGCUCAGACACUCGAUGGUUAAGUAGAUUUAAAUUAUCCACCGUUAAUGAAAUUCAUAGUACGUAUGUUCUGGGAUUGUAAAUUCAUUGUAACAGUCUGUUGUAAUCUCCCCAUCAUUUCUUGUAAUCGUGUUAAAAUAUUUUAUCAUACUAGGUAAUUUGCACCGCGA